Molecule: messenger RNA, 4529 nt
Organism: Girardinichthys multiradiatus
Lineage: Eukaryota; Metazoa; Chordata; Actinopteri; Cyprinodontiformes; Goodeidae
Gene: atf7a
Product: activating transcription factor 7a
Exons: 12
Coding region: 345-1826 (493 amino acids)
Biological process (GO): regulation of transcription by RNA polymerase II
Molecular function (GO): DNA-binding transcription factor activity, RNA polymerase II-specific; cAMP response element binding
Source: RefSeq, a predicted model, not a curated record
CGGAGAGCCAAGAAGGUAAUGGAGGCUAAAAGAGAGAAAGUUUUUCAAGAGAGUCAGCGCUGUCUGUAAAGAGGGAACUGCAUUUUGUGUGGGUCCUUCUGGAUUCAGUUUGACAUGUUCUACUUUUGCAAGUCUGGAUCUCGGUAUGGAAACAUCGCCGUGUCCGUGAGUUGCGAUUCUGACGGUAAUUUGCGUCUGCAGGAGGAACCUGAAAAGAACUGAACGUCUCAAGAUGCAGUGGCAUCCACAGCAUUGCAAUCUGAACUGUCGAACGCCCGACGAUCCGUGUCCCGACGCAUGUCAACACCCCCGUUAGGAAUUUUCAUUGCAAGCUCUUUGCAAAAAUGGGGGACGACAGACCUUUUGUGUGCAACGCUCCCGGCUGUGGACAGAGGUUUACCAAUGAGGACCACUUGGCUGUACACAAACACAAGCAUGAGAUGACGCUGAAGUUUGGACCAGCCAGAACCGACUCUGUUAUAAUUGCAGAUCAAACACCGACCCCCACUCGUUUUCUUAAGAACUGCGAAGAAGUCGGACUGUUUAACGAACUUGCCAACUCUUUUGAACAAGACGAAGAUGACAAGAAGGCCAAGAACUCUGUUCCUGCAGCCAACUCUGUGGCUUUGGACAUGAGCCGGCAGACACCAUCAAAUGUGAAGGUGAAACAGGAGGCACCUGUAGAGGUCGACUCCUCACCUCCAGGCAGCCCUGAAUCGAUAUCUGGGAGAUCGGACAGCAACCAGGCACCACUGGUUAGAGGAAAGGACACACCACCAAGGAGUUCAGCUCCCACUCCAACUAUUGUCCGCCCAGGUUCUCUUCCCCUACACUUAGGCUUUGAUGCUCUUCAUCCCACCAUGCCGUCACCCACCUCUGUCAUCACACAGGCACCACCUUCAAAUCGCACUUUGGGUUCACCAACUAGCCAUUACCCGAUGAUGAUGCUGCCCUCUGGUCAGGCUGUACCUGUGCUCCCUGGUCCUGUCCAGAUACCCUCUGUCAUUAACCUUGCUCGACCCAUGUGUAUGGUACCCAACAUUCCUGGAAUCCCUGGUCCUCCUCUGGGAGGCAGCAGCAGCGGCUCCAACUCCCCCUCUGGCUACAGCAUCCACUCAGAGGCCAAGAUGCGUCUGAAAGCAGCGCUGUCGCAGCAGAGCCCAUCAGGGCAGAAUUUGGGAGCCAUGGUCAUGGGCAGCAGCCCCAUGGUACCUCAAAAGGCAGAGCAGAGUCAGCUGCUUGUCCAGCAUCCAGACGCUCCAUCGCCUGCACAACCUCAGGUAUCUCCGGCACAGCCUACCGGUGGGCGUCGACGGCGGACGACAGACGAUGACCCAGAUGAGCGAAGGCAGCGCUUCCUGGAGAGGAAUAGGGCAGCGGCAUCACGCUGCAGGCAGAAACGCAAACUGUGGGUCAGUUCUCUGGAGAAGAAAGCCGAGGAGCUCAGUACACUCAACGUCUCACUUUCGAGUGAGGUUUCUCUGCUGCGAAAUGAGGUGGCACAUUUGAAGCAGCUGCUGCUCGCCCACAAGGACUGCCCUGUAACCACCCUACAAAAAAAGACUGCCUACUUGGGUAAAGACCGGAUGUGGAGUAAGGAGAGCCUAAAAGAAACCUCGGAGCCGACAGGUUCACCGGCCCCGGUGAUCCAGCACAGUUCUUUGGCCCCCAGCCCCUCUGCGGGUCAUAACGGCCUAAGCACAAGGGCUGCAGCCGAGGCCAUGGCCAUGUCAGUGCUUGCAGGAAUGGGUCAGCAGCACCAGAGGGUCGAAGGUGGACCUUCUCACAUUAUCAUGGCUGCACAGUCUCAGUCUGCUGCCAGAUGAUGAGCAGCACCACCACUGGCCCAGACUUGGCUCAUCAUCCAGGGGUAGAAAAGACUCCCACCAUUCACAGUCUUUAGGUCCAAAUUUCACAUCUCCAACCCUCCUUCCAUGUCUCCUCUUUUAAUCUUCCUGUGGAGCCAUCAAGCUGUAGCCUGGAGCUCAGCAGCAGCAUCAGCAGCCUUCUGGGAAUGGACUGAGACUUUUGGGAGAGCUUCCUGUUAACUUUGCCAUAAACUACAGGGGCUGGACUCCGAUAUCCCUUCCUCUUUGCCUUUCUGCUUAUUUCUCCUCACCAUUGGUGAAAAUGACCCUCUCACCAGACUAAGGAAGAGCGAGGAGUAAUCCGCCAUUAUAACGAACUUCCUAUGUGCACAGAUUUCAACUCACAGGAGUUACAUAAACAUUGUUGAUCAUAACAGAUCUAGCACACAGGGCUUUAUGCUUUUUUUUCAGCUGGGAAUAGUGCCUCGUGCUCCUGGACAUUUAUAACCAUACUCACACCCACACACCUAUCACUAUAUGUCACAUUCAUCUUCAGCUCAAAAGACGCAGUAACUUCCUCAAGUUCUCCCUGUUCUGAUGGUCGACUCCCAGUUAGUCACCACAGUGAGCAAACAGUACCACAUCAAUACGAUCCGAUCAUGGACCCAAGCCCGUUACCUCAUAUACAUCCAUUUAUGUUUAAGACCUAUUAACUGUGUGUGAUUGUAUACUUAUGUACACCAGAACAUAAGUAGUUACUUCAGAUUUGACGCAUUAUUAGCUGUGUUGUUCGCAUGUGACCUUUCCUGAGUGUGUGUGAAGUAUGUGCAGCUAUAUAUAUACAUAUAUAUCUAUAUGUGUUUUUGUCAAAUUGGCACAUCCUCCAAUAUUAUCUUUACAACCCAAAUACAUUGAAUUGUAAUGUUUCUCCUAAAUUUUCCAUCUAACCUGAAGGGAAUUUAUCCCCCGCUGUCCUUCGUUACCUUUUAAAAUCAGGCCGACCGUUCAGCGGAGUUGUAAGUUGGUUGCCUUUUUCUUGUUUCGUAUGAAAUCACUCUGACUGUGUUUCUGUGUGGGUCCAGGACUUUGUGUAGCUGUUAUUUUCACACUUCUCAGGAUGGCGGAUCAUCCUUGCUGCUCGGUGGCAGUGUGACGAACCCUUUUUCUUCUUUUUUUUGUUAUUUCUGUGCUCUUUACCAAACCUAAACUAAGCCAUAAUCUCUGGGUCUCCAAAGACCACCUGGUACUUGUUCUGAGACAGGAAAUAAAUGGUCUGACUGUUAUUUUGUGUUACAGUGACAGAAUCUAGUCUAUCACUACUUGCUUCUUGCACUUUGACACCCACACAAACACACACACACACAUAUGUAUAUUUUUUGCCUUAAGAUCACAUUUGUGCCUCUUAAUAUUUCCUUCUUAAUAUAUAAAAUCUGCUAAUGUUAAAAUAAAGACCCUUGGAGAAUUUAUUUAUCACAUUAAAUGUAAAUCAGCCAAUCACUUUGGCUGGUGUGUAACGUUAUUCAACAGUUUCAUUAUACUGUUUCAUUAACUUACUGUUUUGACAGUGGAUAAUUUGGAAAAUACUUGUACUUGUUUGUCAUCUGGUGGAGAAACAAAGAAAAUACCUUUUUGUAGUAAAGGCUUUAAGAACAGAAGCAUCUAAAAUGUUUAUUUAGAAAUCAUUUUAAGAUAUUUAACUAAAUGUCAAUAUAUUUUUUUGCAUAAACACAGAAAUGUGGUUUUCCUGUUGUCCACGUUCACUUCUGUCCUCCUUUUUGUCUGUUAUGAUCAUAUAUUUGCAAGAUUCUAUAUCUGAAAAGCAACAUAUUUCUCCUUUAUUAUGAUCUUUUGGUAUGCACUAAAGUAAGAGUUUAUCGUGGCUUUGUGUUUCUGGGUCACGUUGGGUCACGUUUGUGCAGCUGUUUGGUUUCCCAGAACAGAUGUUUGUUCAUGACAGCUUUUUAAAAUUUGUACUGUAGAUGUGAAUGGGGAAUUUUCUCACCAACUUUAAAACUUUAUGCUCCGACUGAACCUCUCAUCCUACAGUCCCAGUGGCAACCUUACCAUUUGUUGCUUUCCAUGUUGGCGCUAUAUUUAGCCAGCAGUCCCAUAUAGAUGAUUGUUUAUAUGAAAUGAAAAUUUCAACUAAUAUAGCGCUCAUAUUUUUGUUUCAUUUGUGUGAUGGGCACCUUUUUCUGUCCUUUACUGUUCUUUGUUGUUGUGCGGUGUUGUAAACACUGUACAGCCUUUCUCAUACUGCUUUGAUUGUACUGAUGAACAUAGACUAAUUUCAUUUAACACAGUUUGUUUUAAUCAACUUGUAUUCUCUACAGAAGAAACUUAGACCUUUUUUCAAAAAGAAAAGUCACCAACUUUUUCUAAAUCUUUAGGAGAUGUCUGGUCAUGUCUUUUGACUGUCUUUGUCUAACUUAUUUUUUUAAAUUGGUCAAUUUACAUUUUGCAUUUUAGUCUUUGGCCUUUUGAAUAUUCAAAUUGUAAGGACAACACCAGUAAAUAGAGGAAAAACAAAGUAACAGUUUCACAUUGUGUAUUCCUAUUUUUUUCACUCUCCCUUUCUUAAAUGGAGGACUUCAGAAACUGUUUUAUUGUACAUAUCUGUACUAUAUGAAUAUAUUUACUUUUCCAUGCAUGUCCAAGUGGAAUACCAUGAACACUUUAAAUUGCUGCAGUUUUAAUUAAAGAAACUACAUCCUCAUGAAA